AUGCUCGUAGUGAUAAGAGGAUCGUCGCGAUCGAUCUCAAAAUCGCUGAGAUCUGGAGAGUCGCCCGCUGAGGGCAAACAGCUUUUGCCAAACCAGCGACGCUACGACGACGACGACGGCCAAGCUCAUCCACCAGUCUCAACGACCACUCAGCUCUACUCCGAGCUCGGACUAUUUCGACAGAAAACCGCUCGCUUCUCGAGUAAGGAGCAGCCAGCGAUUUUCGCCUACUUCAGAACGGCUUAA
This is a messenger RNA of Haemonchus placei, 246 nucleotides long. The record is from the annotation of a GenBank genome assembly. Lineage: Eukaryota; Metazoa; Nematoda; Chromadorea; Rhabditida; Trichostrongylidae.